Phytophthora nicotianae INRA-310 is the source of this 4463-nucleotide messenger RNA. RefSeq lists its product as hypothetical. NCBI's taxonomy places the organism in Eukaryota, Oomycota, Peronosporomycetes, Peronosporales, Peronosporaceae. The transcript has 2 exons. The record is from RefSeq and is a predicted model, not a curated record. The coding region runs from base 2657 to 4354 and encodes 565 amino acids.
UGGCACUCGAGAUCCGAUUGCUGGGGCUGCUUUGACUGCUGACAGGUUCUGAGAUCACUUCCACCAGCUCCACAGGCUCAGGGAACAGUAGCGUCGGGUCUAACUCAUUCACUUGAUCUUGCGAGGGUUUGGAGAGUAAUUCAGUGACUAACUCCUCGUCUUCGGGAAGUAACAGCUCGUCAAGCGUAGGAAUGUCGCCCAUUCCCAGAGAAUCCAAAGUCCCGUGGUCCAUGAGGGGGUCGAUCAAGGGGGAAUUUGCGCUCAUACCGUCACGAAGGAGCUGGCACAACAAAUUUGACGGUGUAGCGAGCAAGAUCUAGGGUUCUUCAGCGUUAGGAGUGGCGGCAUGCGGCGCGGCGGACACGGUGAUGUACUGACGUCACGUGAGUGCAUUUACUUUAUGAUUCAUGAGGAGUGAUUGUCAUAUCUCGAAUAAAGGACCCUAGGGUUACGCUGGGUUACCAUCUUCAUAACUGCUCUUAUUAGUGCUCCGUCUCAAGAAGAAUGCUACAGAGCAAUUGUGGAAUGAAGGUCAUACAUGUACAUUACGCGAGCAGUAAGUGCUCUGUGCUACGAAUCAACGGGGGAUCUGGCUACCCACUGCACAACACAACACACUCCUUGUUGCCUACAGCAUCUUCGACUUGAGUUCUGCGAAGGCCUUGAGCGGCUCGUCGCCUUCCGGAUCCACGACGUCCGCUAAUUUCCCCUUGGUACGCGCAUCGCGCAUACGGUGCCAGAUGGCCGUGGCGCGCUUGCGCUCCGUGAUGAGACCGAAGAGCGCGCAGAUGUCGAUGAUGAGCUUGGUGGGGUUGAACUGCAGGAACUCGCCCUCGCCUGUGGAGUAGUCGUACGGAAACUUGUGGUGCCAGUUGUGCCAGCCUUCACCCAGUGCCAAGACGGACACGAACCAGUUGUCGCGCGGACAGAUAGUGUCGUCGUACUCAGCUGAGCCGUAGAAGUGCGUGGCGCUGUUGACCAGCCACGUCGCAUGCAGGUCGAGCACAUAGCGUAGGAAACCACAUACAAAGAGAGCGUUGAACCAGUUCUCACCGGCAAAGUGCGUGGUCACCAUCAUGGGGAAUACGAAGCACAUGAAGAGGUUGCCCCACGGGUUGAGCUUCUCCUGCAGCACGACGGUCCAGUCGGCCCACAGGUCAUCGUAGUUAAGCCCUUCGCCGGCCUUGACCACCUUGGGGUCCUUCUUGACCAGCAGCCAACCCAUGUGGGCGAAGAAGAAGCCACGACCAGAGUUGUGUGGAUCGGCGCUUGUGUCCGAGUACUUGUGGUGCACGCGGUGGUCACGACUCCAGUGGAAGAUGGUGCCCUGGUUAGCCAUGGAGUUGCACAGCAUGAGAAGGAAGCGGACGAGGCCACAGGCCUUGUAGCUGCGGUGUGCCCACAGGCGAUGCGCGCCCAUGGUGAUACCCAAACCGUUGAGCACGUACAGUCCAAAGAGCCACCAGUACGUCUGUGUUUUGCAUUCUGGCAGACACGUAGCGCCUACGACGGCGCCGAUGUGCACCAGCGUGAUGUAGUAGAUCAUCGGCCAAUUGGCAUUGCGAUAGUUUUCCGCCCAGCUUGCCAUAGUUACUGCUUCUGUUGGUUGAUGGUGCUUCAAGUGCGCUCCGAGAUGGAAAAUGGACAAUGAGAUUCCGGGGCUCUGCUCUUCAUUUCGUCCGUUGGUGCGCAGGAGGUGGAGGUGCAUAUGCCAGUCGAUGUCACGCGCGUGUUGACCCUUGUGUCAUCAUGUCAGCCUCACUCUUAUUUAACGCCGCGGGACAUCGGCCAUGUUGAAGGGCAUCCAGCGUAAGGGAUCCACCUGAACCGUCCAAUUGACGCGUUUCUCUCGUGCCCAUACUUGGAGCUAGUGAUUUCGAAGGCAUUGCCGAUUUGGGGACAUGGUCAAGCAGCGCAUGCGUCCAAGUUGGACUCCAAAGUGACGUCCAGACGGUAAUUGCAGUGAUGCAAUAGCGCUGGAAUAUAGUAGUGCAGACGGCAGGAGGUGGCGGCGAAGCGUUAAAUAGGGAGAACACACCAGGAAGAAAAAAAAAACUUGGUCAUCGGUGUCACUAGCGUAACGCUGAAUAGAUUGAUAUCGGUCUGCUCUGCAUCUUUGCUUCAUCGACGACCUUGGUCGCGCUGGUGAUGUCGUCACUGUUCGUUUAACUCGAGCAAAAUGGGCUCUCGUUUCUAUGACGCCGAGGCAUCCGCGCUGUGUGGAAACGGCGUACGGAUAGUCUGGAUAAGCUUGGUCAUGAACUCGUGCUGUGCAGUAGCCUGGAUAAAUGUACGGGAUGCCGGCGGAUCUUGGAAGUAAUUGUUCUGAACAACAUUGUACCUGCCGUGCGGCAAUUGAGCUAUUUAGCAAGAGAUCGGCAAGCGGCAUGAUGCCGGCGGAUCCUGGAAUAAAUUGUUCCGAACAACAUCGUUAACAUCCUAGGUGGUCUACGGUGGACUCCGGUAAAUGCUGGUCGCGGGCGAACAGGUAUCAACCACCUUAGCCCAUGUGCAGCAGCCAAGACUGCGGUUGUCAGUAAAUUUAGUACAUUUUUUUUUAGCAAAGCUCACAAAAACCCAGAAAUAAGUAUCGUAAUUCAAGCCAAACCCUAUAAUUUCAAAACGCACAGUGCGAACACCUUACUAGCUCUUCAUCAUGUGCGUGACUGACCUGCCUGGCGAUCCCGACGGCGUCUUGGUGCUCCACGACGUCAUGGAGCUGGUAGAUGAAGUCUACGAGCCCAGCGAAGGCUCCACAUCGGCCAACGCGUCGCCCAUUGUGUUUGAUUCGGACGACGAAGACCUGGACGUGCCUCCAUUACGACCGCGUCACUCCUCAAGACGCAACAACAGCCACAGACGUCGCCAGCGGGACGAGCGAUGCUCCGGCGGAGUGGACAGUGACGAACCGAGUCACAGCGUUACGUCACUUGCUGCGGUCCCGAUCUUCGGUAGCCCCGCCAUGCUGGACUUAGGAGAAGACGACACCGAUGAGGACGUCAUGGGCGGCGUCUACCACGGCGCUGUGACCGCCAAACUCAAGCAACCCAUGGAGCAAUGGCGACUAAAGUCCACUAUCACAAACGUGAGUGUAGCUCCCGUUAAACAGAAGACAAAACAGGUUAAAACCAAGCCUGUUAAAGAGAUCAAAGGCCCGAAACCUCGUAUGAACCCGAAAGACGAGGUGCAGUAUCUGCGGAAACGUGCGAAACAACUGGAACUGACACUGGAGACGCUCAGGCUACAGGCUCUAGCAGACAAAGAGAAGGCCAUGGAGACGGCCAUCGUCUUCAACUUGGUCCCACAGCCAGAGCUGCUUGCACCGUCGAGUAAUACGGAACCGGGAUCUCCAGCACAAACACAGACAAAUAAGGACAAGGUAAAUAGUCCCGCAACAGUGGACUGUUUGAACAGCAGUCAGAACGCCUCAGUUGUAUCAAGUGAGGGGCUCUGGGAGCGCAUAGCCACAUUCCAGAAGGCCGAGUACGAGAAGUCCAUGAAGCAGAACAAACGCCUUCGCGUCAUGGCCGAGCAGCAGCUUCGAGCACUCAAACAACUCGAAGUGGCUUUCCGCAAUCCACAAGCUGUCAUGCGUGCGUUGCAGUACCGUCGUCCAAAUACACUGUUCCAACACAGUUUAUUCGACAGCGAGGCCGCCAUCUUCGAUUCUCUUCGGGUGGAGCUGGAGACGCAGUAUCGACAGACCGACAGCAUCUUCCAGUCUGCUGGAAUCGCCCACUUCGAAGGCGAUAUGGCGUGUUCAGCAGCGCUGCGUUCGACUCCCAACGGUGUCUUCCUGGAAAACACCGAGUGCAAGGUCUUCCCGUUCAGUCUCAACGCUGUGGACCAAGCGGUGUGGCGUUGCCUAGCCGACAGGAAUGCCGAGUUCCAUCCGGGUUUGUACGAAAUUCGCCACGUUUCGGAUGACGUCGUUGCUGUGAAGAUCUCGGAUGCGGUGCGGCUACCCGAUGCUGAGACGCUGGUGACAGUCUGGCUGACUGUGAAGCGCUACUACGAAUGGACCGAAGAUGGUUGCACACGGAUCAUUUGUGUCUGGAAUGCCAUGGUACAGACUGAGGGCUCGUUAAAUAUCCGACUACAGGAGAGAGGCUGGAAUGUGCUGCGUCCACUAACCUACACGGCGUCUUGUGUCGAUUCGAAUCAUGCCAUGAGUUUUACGCAAACUUGCAUGCGAGUCUCACCUCUGGGUCGAGCAGAGUUUUCUGCUAGUGAUGUGGCUGUCGGCACGCUGGCGAAUGUGCUUGUGGGGUGCUACCACCGCACUGUUAUCGUUAUGCACCACGUGUUGGAAAAACUGCUGCUUGUCGAGGAUACGCGAUCGCUGCUGGGCUGAAACGCAAAUGGCAAAGGCACGGAAACCUAUGAUGAUAUUGCGUUUGCAGUCCAUUGCCAGCAUCUAACGAAAGAUGGUGAAAAGAUGUAAAAUAAAAUUUGUUUUCGAG